AUGACGGGCGAUGGCGAGGGGCGACGCGACGGCAGCUGGACGUCCGCAAUCCACUACUGUCAAUGUCUUGGCGCUAAGCCGCCCUGGGCCAGCCAGAGCGGAGACUCCACCCCGGAUCAGAUAUUCCCAAGCAACGCGGAGCUUAUCCAUCAUUCUCACUUACCUACGACGGAGCAAUCAGCUUGUUCCAGGAUGAGUGGUCCCGGUGAAGAACGAUGGCGCGGAGGUCGUCCGUACGAUCAAAACCGCCAGUCGGGACAGAGACACUCUAACUCGAGGAACAUGGGCGCACAUAGCGGGAAUCGCGGCGGACAGAGCUCAGCUCCCUGGACGGAUUCUCGCGAGCCACUCGCCACCGGGCCGUCUCAGGAGCAGCACGUUCCUGUGCGCGGGUUCAAUGCUGCAGAGUUGAAGGCAGCUUUACGGAGAGAGCCCAAGCCUUUCUUCUACCGACCAAGUGGAAAAGACGCAAACAACAACCGUGCCAGCGGACCCUGGGGUACAAAGCCCAACACGAUGGCGAACGGAAAGGACUUCUUCCUUGAGCUUCGCAAGCAGGUGACCGCGUUGCGCCAGGGAGCUACUGUUCCUGGAGGUUGA
Aspergillus udagawae is the source of this 600-nucleotide messenger RNA. RefSeq lists its product as uncharacterized. The coding region runs from base 1 to 600 and encodes 199 amino acids. Lineage: Eukaryota; Fungi; Ascomycota; Eurotiomycetes; Eurotiales; Aspergillaceae. The record is from RefSeq and is a predicted model, not a curated record. The transcript is spliced from 4 exons.